Girardinichthys multiradiatus is the source of this 1397-nucleotide messenger RNA. RefSeq names its product death-associated protein kinase 2. Gene Ontology annotation, cellular component: nucleus; cytoplasm. Bases 267 to 1352 code for a protein of 361 amino acids. The record is from RefSeq and is a predicted model, not a curated record. Lineage: Eukaryota; Metazoa; Chordata; Actinopteri; Cyprinodontiformes; Goodeidae. Gene Ontology annotation, molecular function: ATP binding; protein serine/threonine kinase activity. Gene Ontology annotation, biological process: positive regulation of apoptotic process; protein phosphorylation; intracellular signal transduction. The transcript is spliced from 12 exons.
GCCUCUGCAGCCCUUUACUACCAACUGGUGGAGCUAAUGCAGCAGUUCGUUGUUUAUAAGGGGCCACUAAAGCCGAAAAGAAGACAGCCGUUUUCCGCAUUCCUUCUUCGCCCUGCUCGCAGCUCCACAGCCGGGCCAGAACCAACGCGCUGCUGGGUGGGAGCUUCUGGUCAUACAUGGGAUAAUAGUACGUUCGGCGGAACAUUGGAGCAGGAACAACUGGGUCUGUGACGUGGACAAAGAAGACCUAUGUGAAGCACUUCAACAUGGCCCUUUUCAAGCCUGAGAAUGUGGAAGACUUCUAUGAGAUCGAGGAAGUUCUAGGAAGUGGGCAUUUUGGUCAGGUUCGAAAGGUCCGUGAGAGGACAUCGAGGACUCAUUGGGCUGGCAAGUUCCUGAAGAUUCGAAAAAAUGCCUGCAGCCGUCUGGGUCUGGACAGGACCAGUGUGGAACGAGAGGUGGAGAUUCUACAGGUUUUACACCAUCCAAAUAUUGUGGCCCUCAAAGAUGUCUUUGAGAGUCGAUCAGAGGUGGUGUUAAUUCUCGAGCUUGUUAGUGGAGGAGAGUUGUUUGAUUUCAUUGCCGAGAAGGAGAAUCUUUUGGAGUGUGAAGCCAUUGAGUUUCUAAAGCAAAUCCUGGAGGGACUGAAGUUCAUGCACAGGAACAACAUUGCCCAUUUCGACCUGAAGCCUGAAAACAUCAUGUUGUCAGACAAAGCUUCCCCACACCCCAACAUUAAGCUUAUCGACUUCGGCCUGGCUUAUCAUUUUGACCAGGGAGAGGAGUACAGAAGCACAAGUGGAACCCCUCAAUACAUUGCGCCUGAGGUGAUAAACUGUGAGCCUCUCAGCACAGCAGCAGACAUGUGGAGCAUUGGAGUUAUUACCUAUAUACUAUUGAGUGGUUUGUCUCCAUUCCAAGGUGACACUGAUGAAGAAACUCUGAAAAACAUCAUUGCUACCAACUAUCAGUUUGAUAAGCAGUACUUCAGCAUGACCAGCUCCAUGGCCAAAGAUUUCAUCAUGAAGCUGUUGAUAAAAAAUCUCAAUGAAAGACUGACAGCUGAAGAAUGUCUUCUUCAUCCAUGGAUAAAGCCCAUCACUCGCAUUCAAGCAGCCAAAAGGGACCGAUCCUCAAUCAAUAUGAAGAACUUUAAGACAUUUAAUGCCAAAAGGAAAUGGAAGAUGUCCUACAACAUGGUGUUGAUGUGUAACCGGCUCGUCAAUCUGAGGUUGCCUUGUAAGAGCAGCUCAAACCCAGAUCCACUACAGAGACAAUGUGAAAGUGACACAGAGGAUUCAGAGAGCAACCCUGCUUCUCUGCUGCGCCGAAGACUCAGCAGCAGCUCCUAGAACUGUUAGGAUGUGCACCAUGAAGUCCAUGCUGUUCUAGAGGAC